Molecule: messenger RNA, 1460 nt
Organism: Engraulis encrasicolus (European anchovy)
Lineage: Eukaryota; Metazoa; Chordata; Actinopteri; Clupeiformes; Engraulidae
Gene: arl14ep
Product: ADP-ribosylation factor-like 14 effector protein
Exons: 5
Coding region: 72-710 (212 amino acids)
Cellular component (GO): intracellular membrane-bounded organelle
Source: RefSeq, a predicted model, not a curated record
UGGUGUAGAUGUUUGCAAUUAACAAAAUACAUUAAUUAUUCGGUACUAGAUUGCAUAUGCAUUAGUUCACCAUGCCGAUCAUUUGCUCCGCAGUACAAUGCCAAAAUAAAUUCAUAAAAGGCUCCGAAAUCCGCUUCUAUCGGUUCCCCAUCAGUAAGCCUCAGCUUGCGGAGCAGUGGGUGCGUAGUCUGGGCCGUAAGAACUUUGUUCCAACCACCAACUCCUGCCUGUGCUCCGAACACUUCCAGUCCGACUGUUUCAGGGACUACAAUGGGAAACCUUUUCUCAGGGAGGAUGCAGUCCCCACCAUUUUCAGCUGGAACAAACAGGCUGAGGGGCGUAGGCGUGGAUACGGAGGAGAGCUGAGCAGACUGGGAGUCACACAAGGCACCGCACUCAAACAACUGGGGAAGAGACAGUCCAGUAAAGAUGCCAGGGGGAAGAUGAUGAUGAAGAAGAGAGGAAGAGGAGGAAUGACCCAAGGGCAACAGAUGGCUGGGAAGAACAAGGUGUAUGACGGUCAAGGCCUGCUGGUGUCGUGUGGGCGCGAUCUGUGCGACUGUCUGGACUCGGACUGCCUGGGCUGCUUUUACCCCUGCCCCGACUGCGGCUCGCGCAAGUGCGGCGUGGAGUGCCGCUGCGACCGGAAGUGGCUCUACGAGCAGGUGGAGGUGGAGGGCGGCGAGAUCAUACGCAACAAGUACGCCUAGCGACCACACCACAACCAGACCCGGGGCGCCGCCCACCAACUGGGAUGGGAUGGGGUGUGAUGUGGGCAAUGGGGGUGUGGUUUUAUCUGCAGGUGGAGGUGGAGGGCGGCGAGAUCAUACGCAACAAGUACGCCUAGCGACCACACCACACCGGAGCGCCUAGCAACCAGACUGGGGGCGCCGCCAACCAACUAGGAUGGGGUGUGAUGUGGGAUCACAGGGAUGUGAUGUGGGUGGGCAAGGGGGUGUGGCUCUAUCUGCAGGAGGAGGUGGAGGAGGGUGGAUAGAUCGUACCCUACUACAAGUACGCCUUUCAACUACACCAAGGUGCCUAACAACUAGGAUGGGAUGUGAUGUGGGUGGGCAAGGGGGUGUGGCUCUAUCUGCAGGAGGAGGUGGAGGAGGGUGGAUAGAUCGUACCCUACUACAAGUACGCCUUUCAACUACACCAAGGUGCCUAACAACUAGGAUGGGAUGUGAUGUGGGAAAGUGGGGGAGGUCAGAGAGACCGUACGCAACUAUGUAUGCCUAGUGACCACACUGGGACGCCUUGGGACCAGGGGGUGGGCAAGGGGGUGUGUGGCUCUACGAGCAGUUUGGAGGUGGAGGGUGGACAGAUCAUAGGCAACAAGUACGCCUAGCAACCAGAGCGUGGCGCCCAGUAAGCAGGGUUCGCAUCAACUGGCGCACCUGGCAACCAGGCUGCCAGGAAUGUGUGUGAGAAGGGGAUGUGGCACCUUAGCUACAAGA